Molecule: messenger RNA, 2702 nt
Organism: Ziziphus jujuba (common jujube)
Lineage: Eukaryota; Viridiplantae; Streptophyta; Magnoliopsida; Rosales; Rhamnaceae
Exons: 8
Coding region: 446-2323 (625 amino acids)
Biological process (GO): DNA-templated transcription
Cellular component (GO): nucleus
Molecular function (GO): transcription corepressor activity
Source: RefSeq, a predicted model, not a curated record
AUGCGGGAUAUUGAUUUUGGAAUAUUGAAAAAGGUUAAUUACGAAGACAAAAUGGCAAAGAAAUGUGAUGCUCACGCUUCCAUGACUUCCAUCCCCACUCGCCACCAAAGACUCGACUUGGAUUGGAUUAUCAACAACACGCUAGCUGCCUUAGAAUUAAAACCCCUCAACUCAAACCCACCUUCCCCAACACAGUAAGCUUAUUACAUUUAUUUAUGUCCACAUACUUUCAACACGUCUUCAUGCCACCACUACCACACAAAUCAGCCAAUGUACGUGGGUGGUUCUUAUGUGGGCUUCAUUUCCUCCUAAGUAGCCCAAUAUAACACCUUCUACGUCUCAUGGGCCGAAGUUGGUGAAGCCUGGGUUAGUAACAUGAUCGUCGUCCCCACCGGCCCAAAAAGAACAAAAAAAAAAAAAAAAAAGGGCAGCCGGUAAACGGCAUAUGGAAUCAUGUCGUAUGAAUUUUCCACCAUCUCAAAGUCGGAGGCACUGCGGCUUCGAUGCUUCUGGGUCUCACUCUCACCAAGCCACUGUCUCGUACUCUCGCUUCUUCAGUGAUCGAAACCACAAUACGAUGCAGUUGCCGCCGAACAACAGCAGCAUUCCGGUGAACGAAGUGUACUGGUCUCUCGUCCACAAAGCCGACAAGAAGUUCUCCAAAAUCAGGCACCUUCCCUUCUACUACCGCAACAGGCUGGAGUACGAUGCGUAUUUCUACAAGGUGUUCAAGGUGUACACACAGGUUUGGAAGUUCCAGCAGGAGAAUCGGCAGAAGCUUGUGGAAUCGGGGCUGAAGCGAUGGGAAAUCGGGGAGAUCGCGUCUCGAAUCGCUCAGCUGUAUUUCGGGCAGUACAUGAGGACCAGCGAGGCCAGCUAUCUGUCGGAGGCCUACAUUUUCUACGACGCCAUAUUCACCCGCGAGUACUUCAAGGACGGUGGCAUGUUUCCCGACCUGGGCCUCGCCACCAAGCAGCUCAGGUUCAUCUCCAGGUUCAUCACCGUCUGCUUGCUCUUGAAUCGCAGGGAUAUGGUUCACCACCUCCUCAAUCACCUCAAGCUCUUCCUCGAUGACUGCAAGAGGACCUUCCAAGAUGCCACCACCGACUUCAGGGAGUGGAAGCUCGUCGUUCAGGAAUUGCUUCGGUUUUUGAAGGCCGAUACCACUUUUAUGAACCUCAGGCCUCUAAGAUUUAGCGUUGUGCUUGACCAAUCUCAGUCUGAUUCUCAAAUUUUUGCCAAUGCCAAGAGGAAUUUGAGGUUGAGAGAUGCCGUGCUGACUAGCUACCAUCACAAUGAGGUCAAGUUUUCGGAGCUCACUCUCGACACUUUCCGAAUGCUGCAGUGUUUGGAGUGGGAGCCCAGUGGGUCGUUUUAUCAGUCCAACGUCUCCAAAACUGCUCAGAAUGGGACUCCUUCUCCCACCCGCACAAACUACUCCCAAGAGAUUUCUGAUCCUACGCUGCCUCCUAACCCUAGAAAAGCUGUCUUAUAUCGCCCUUCUCUCACACAUUUUCUAGCGGUUGUGGCUACAAUCUGUGAGGAGCUCCCACAUGAUGGAGUUCUGUUGAUUUAUUUAUCAGCUUCAGGUGCUGGAAUGUGCUCAGGUACAACAUCCAUUUCUCCGCUGGGCUUUCCAUGUGAUAGACCAGACCAUUCUUCUGGCGAGAGUAAAGGAGAGAGCUCAAAUAUCCACCCUGGUUUGCUUUUUGGUACUCAUGGAAAUCGAGGUAUAAAUUGCAUUUAUCCUAGUGACUUAGUUCCAUUUACAAGAAGACCACUUUUUUUAGUUAUUGACAGUGACAGUAGUGAAGCAUUUGAGGCCAUAAAUGGAGCAGAGAAAGGAGAGACAGCUGCAAUGCUUCUAUCUCCAAGUACUUCAUAUUGUAGUACUACUUCUGAUUCCUCCCAUCACCAAAGUGGAAGUCUUUUCACCAUUUUUUUAACUGCUCCGUUGCAGGCUUUCUGUCUGUUGCUUGGUAUUUCGGGCUCUGAUGUUGAAAUGGAUAAAUAUACUAAGGCUGAGAAGCUGCUUUCCUUAUCAUUAAAUGAUUGGGGGUUAACUUUGGUAACAUCAGAGACUCUUGAUCCAGUUUGGGCACAGAUUUUUGGUGAUCCAUUUCUAAGGAGAAUUCUUUUGAGGUUCGUAUUUUGUCUGACAGUUUUUACACUUUAUGCGCCAACCUUCAAUAAGAAGGAAUUCGUUCCCAAGUGCCUGCCAGGUCUUCCAGUGUCUGUCCUGCCAACAAAUGCCAAAUGUCAAAAUUUAGUUCGGCAGAUUGCCGAUAUCUUCGGUGCUAGCAGCAGUUUUAUAUUUUCUUAAGGACAUGAACUUGAUGAAAAUAGACAUGGUGACACAGACUCAAUGUCAUUAUCAUGAAGCAUGAGAGGGGCAACGCAAAUUAGAUAUCACCAACUCAUAUAGUCUGAACUGAACUCACAGUCACUGUGUUAUAUCUCAGUUCACGUGGAUGGGAUUUGUGCAUCAAGAUACUCUUAAAAGAACAUUGCAGUUUGUGAAUUUAGUUACGUUUUGUGGUGAAAUGAUAUUAUUUUUUAGUCUUUCAACAUGAGGGGGGGAAAAAGUCAAAAUGGAGAUGUAAUGCAUUAACUUGUAGCAUGGAUAUAUUACGCUUAUAUUUGUACAGGAGGAGAGGAAAUUAAUGCUUAUUUAAAUGAAUGGAUUGGAGGGUUAACUUUCA